AUGUCUCCAGUUUUGUUUGUUGAUGAAGUUAUAAAUAUUUGGGAUCCAUUUUUUGUUUUUGCCAAUGAGUAUAGUUACCAAAAAGCAAAAUUAGUUUUGUUAGAUUGUUUCAGAGAAUGGGAAUAUUCAAUAAAUAGUAUGAUCUCUUUUACUGAUAUAUCACCAUCAUCAAGGCAAGAUAUUUUAAAUAUGGAAAAAAAUGCAAAUAUUGAUAUUUUUUUUGCAAAAUUUGACCAUGAUGAUUUAGAAGCUUUUGAUGGAAGAAAUGGUAUUAUUGCACAUUCCAGUAAAACAUCUAAAAAUGAAUCAUUUAUUCAUUUUGAUGCCUCUGAGAGAUGGGCUACCAACUCAAGAAUUAAAAAUCGACUUGAUCUUAAACUUGUUGCCCUUCACGAAAUUGGACAUAUCUUGGGACUAAAGCAUAACUCUUUUCAUAAUUCAAUAAUGAAUCCAUAUUAUAUUUAUUAUAAAUCUCCUAAUGAAGACAUUCCACCAGUUAUUCAUUUUCAAGACAUAAGUGAUAUCCAAAAAUUAUAUAUGAAUAUUGAUAAAAUCAAUGACUUAUGA
This is a messenger RNA of Strongyloides ratti, 567 nucleotides long. Its product is annotated as FI21212p1. NCBI's taxonomy places the organism in Eukaryota, Metazoa, Nematoda, Chromadorea, Rhabditida, Strongyloididae. Gene Ontology annotation, cellular component: extracellular matrix. The transcript has 4 exons. Gene Ontology annotation, biological process: extracellular matrix organization; collagen catabolic process; proteolysis. Bases 1 to 567 code for a protein of 188 amino acids. The record is from RefSeq and is a predicted model, not a curated record. Gene Ontology annotation, molecular function: metalloendopeptidase activity; zinc ion binding.